Messenger RNA from Arabidopsis thaliana (thale cress), 717 nucleotides. Its product is annotated as Ribosomal protein S10p/S20e family protein. Gene Ontology annotation, molecular function: RNA binding; structural constituent of ribosome. Gene Ontology annotation, biological process: translation. The coding region runs from base 98 to 472 and encodes 124 amino acids. The transcript is spliced from 3 exons. The record is from RefSeq and is marked reviewed. Gene Ontology annotation, cellular component: small ribosomal subunit; ribosome. NCBI's taxonomy places the organism in Eukaryota, Viridiplantae, Streptophyta, Magnoliopsida, Brassicales, Brassicaceae.
AUAUUACAUAAAACGUCUUCUUAGGUUAUAAUUCGAGCUCUCUUGAAGCAAAAAGCUAUCCGCCGUCGACUCGAGCUUCGUUCGUCUCUCUGCAAAUAUGGCGACAGCGUAUCAACCAAUGAAACCAGGAAAGGCUGGUUUGGAAGAGCCACUCGAGCAGAUUCACAAGAUCAGGAUUACUCUCUCCUCCAAGAAUGUCAAGAACCUUGAGAAAGUGUGCACUGAUUUGGUUCGUGGAGCUAAGGACAAGAGACUUAGAGUCAAGGGACCAGUGAGAAUGCCCACUAAGGUUCUCAAGAUCACUACCCGAAAAGCUCCCUGUGGUGAAGGAACCAAUACAUGGGACAGAUUUGAACUUAGGGUGCACAAGCGAGUGAUUGAUCUCUUCAGCUCUCCUGAUGUGGUCAAGCAAAUCACAUCCAUCACCAUUGAACCUGGUGUUGAGGUUGAGGUCACCAUCGCCGACUCGUAGAUCGACUCUCUUACUUCUGUUUUUGCUCUUUCUCUUUUAAGAAACAAAUGUUUUGUUGUACUGAAACUCAAGUUCUUUUGUUUUCUUAAUUGAAUAGAUUUUGAAGAUUGAUAUUAUAAUUAUGUUCUCUACUCUCAUAUUAAUAGCCUUCAUGUUUUGUGAUGAUACAGUAUAUUACAACUUGUAAUCGUGUUUACUUGUGCUAAUUUCUAAAAUUUACUUAUACUAAGACAAAAUAGUAUGAC